CUGGGGGACCCGGCAGCGGGACGGACCGCGGCGGGGCCGUGGCGGGAGCGGGCCGGGGGGGGGCGGCGGGGCCGCCAUGUACGCGGGGCUGCAGGAGCUGGGGGUGGCCAACGGCGAGGACCUGAAGGAGACGCUGACCAACUGCACGGAGCCGCUCAAGGCCAUCGAGCAGUUCCAGACAGAAAAUGGAGUCCUGCUGCCCUCCCUGCAGUCGGCGCUGCCCUUCCUGGACCUGCACGGCACCCCCCGGCUGGAGUUCCACCAGUCGGUGUUCGACGAGCUGAGGGAGAAGCUGCUGGAGCGGGUCUCAGCCAUCGCUUUGGAAGGGAAAGUUGAGGAAAGGUACAAGAAGCUGGAAGAUCUCCUGGAGAAAAGCUUUUCCUUAGUCAAGAUGCCUUCCAUACAGCCCGUGGUAAUGUGUGUCAUGAAGCACUUGCCCAAGGUCCCUGAGAAGAAGCUGAAGUUGGUAAUGGCCGAUAAGGAUUUGUAUAAAGCAUGUGCAGUGGAGGUGAAGCGCCAGAUUUGGCAGGAUAACCAGGCUCUGUUUGGUGAUGAGGUGUCUCCACUGCUGAAACAAUAUAUCCUGGAGAAAGAAAACAUUCUCUUCAGCAACGAAAUUUCUGUCUUCAACAAUUUCUUCAGUCCGUCUCCCAAAGCAAGACGUCAGGGAGAGGUGGUUCAGAAGCUGACUCAGAUGAUUGGGAAGAACGUGAAGCUCUACGAUAUGGUGUUGCAGUUUCUGAGAACCUUGUUCCUUCGGACAAGGAAUGUUCAUUACUGCACGCUACGGGCAGAGCUCCUGAUGUCGCUGCAUGACCUGGAAAUCAGUGAAAUCUGCACCGUUGACCCCUGUCAUAAGUUUACCUGGUGCCUUGAUGCCUGCAUUCGGGAGAAGUUUGUGGACAACAAGAGAGCUCGGGAAUUGCAAGGAUUUUUGGAUGGAGUGAAGAAGGGACAAGAACAAGUUUUGGGGGACUUAUCAAUGAUCUUGUGUGAUCCCUUUGCCAUUAACACCUUAGCCUUGAGUACCAUAAGACACCUGCAAGACCUGGUUGGGCAGGACACCUUACCCAGGGAAAGUCCAGAUCUACUACUGCUCCUUAGGAUGCUGUCUUUGGGACAGGGGGCCUGGGACAUGAUUGACAGUCAAGUCUUCAAGGAACCAAAAAUGGAAGUUGAGCUGAUCACUAAGUUCUUGCCUAUGCUGAUGUCUUUUGUGGUGGAUGACCACACGUUCAAUGUAGAUCAGAAACUGCCCUCGGAGGAGAAGGGGCCAAUUCCCUACCCCAGCACCAUUCCUGAAGCUUUCACCAAAUUCUUGCAGGAGAACAGAAUAGCUUGUGAGAUUGGGCUAUACUACAUCCUUCACAUCACUAAACAGAGGAACAAGAAUGCUUUCCUCAGGCUUCUGCCAGCACUAGUUGAGACAUUCAGUGACCUGGCCUUCAGUGACAUAUUUCUGCAUCUGCUCACUGGUAACCUCACACUGCUGGGUGAUGAAUUUGCACUCGAGGAGUUCUGCACCACUCUCUUUGAUGGCUUCUUUCUCACUGCUUGCUUAAGAAAGGAGAAUGUACAUAGACAUGUGCUGAGACUGCUGCUUCAUCUGCAUCACAAAGUGGCGCCUGCCAAAUUAGAGUCUCUCCAGAAGGCUUUGGAACCCACCAAACAGAGUGGGGAAGCUGUGAAGGAGCUUUAUAACCAACUCACUGAGAAACUGGAGCUUCGCAAGCCUAGUCCAGCCGAAGUGACUGAGACUCCCUCCAUGGAACUGCCCUUGCCCACUGUGCCCACACCAGCCUCACGCUGAGCUAUGUUUGUAGUGCAAGAGUGAGACAUGAGAAAAACUAACCUAGUGCUCAGCAGCGUGAAGGCACUGUACUGCCUUGUCAAGUGUCUCUGCCUACAGGGUGGAAACAAACAAACAAAAAGCCACUGAAGCUCUUUCAGGAAACACUGCAGUUUACCCAACUCACUGGCUCUUGCUGGUUAGAAAACUCUGUAUGCAGUGCAUUGCAGAGGUUUACUUUUCAUAAAGAUAGCUGAGUGUCUUCUUGUAGAUCACUUAAAACUGACUGUACAAUUUUUUUUUCAAAAACAAAAGGCGUAUUUUUAAGCUU
Cygnus atratus (black swan) is the source of this 2120-nucleotide messenger RNA. RefSeq names its product negative elongation factor complex member B (gene NELFB). Gene Ontology annotation, cellular component: nucleus; NELF complex. The record is from RefSeq and is a predicted model, not a curated record. The transcript is spliced from 13 exons. Bases 77 to 1810 code for a protein of 577 amino acids. NCBI's taxonomy places the organism in Eukaryota, Metazoa, Chordata, Aves, Anseriformes, Anatidae. Gene Ontology annotation, biological process: negative regulation of transcription elongation by RNA polymerase II.